Linum tenue is the source of this 2733-nucleotide messenger RNA. NCBI's taxonomy places the organism in Eukaryota, Viridiplantae, Streptophyta, Magnoliopsida, Malpighiales, Linaceae. The record is from the annotation of a GenBank genome assembly.
UUUUUUUCAAUCUUUUUUUUUUGUUUUUUAUAUUAUCUCCAAACUUCACCUCCAUUGUUUUGGGCUAAGCAUCACAUUCACAAGCCCUUGAUGCUCUAACGCCCUCAUUGCCCUUCCAUUUUUCAUUCUCCGAGAGAGAGUCAGAGAGAGAUAAGUUUGUUUAAUCAUAUCAAUUGCUUAUAAAACAGGGGAUACAGAUUUUACAGAGCACAGUCCUUCCCCAUAUAAGUGGACCACACUCGACUCUGCACUUCCAGCGAAAAAGGAAGAGAGGAACAUAAGAAAAGAUAGAAGGACGUGAAGAGUGUCUUACCUUUCCCUUAACUUCCAUUCUCAGAGUUUCUUAGGCUGCCAUGGCUUCCAGGACGGUCUCUUGGUUGCUUGCUCGUUCCAUCUCUUCUUCUGGGCCCAGAUCUGCCCUGCUUCCAAGAGGGAAGAAAUUAGGGUUGGUGAGCAGAGGAGGAAUCCACAGGUACAACAGCACUGCUGCCGCUGCUGAGGAACCCAUUACUCCACCUGUAACUGUACCACAUACUCAACUCCUCAUUAAUGGCAAAUUCGUUGAUGCCGCUUCAGGAAGAACUUUCCAAACACUGGACCCAAGAACUGGGGAACUGAUUGCUAAUGUAGCUGAAGGUGACGCCGAGGAUGUCAAUCGAGCUGUCGCCGCUGCUCGCAAGGCAUUUGAUGAAGGACCAUGGCCCAGGCUUCCUGCUUUUGAAAGGCAAAAGAUAUUGUUGAAGUGUGCUGAUUUGGUAGAUAAGCACAACGAUGAAAUUGCAGCACUUGAGACGUGGGACAAUGGGAAGCCUUAUGAACAAGCUGCUAAAGUUGAGGUGCCAAUGUUUGCGCGGCUCUUUCGGUACUAUGCUGGUUGGGCUGAUAAGAUCCAUGGCCUCACUGUACCGGCUGAUGGACCUUACCACGUGCAAACCUUGCAUGAGCCAAUUGGGGUUGCAGGGCAGAUCAUUCCAUGGAACUUCCCUCUUCUCAUGUUUGCCUGGAAGGUUGGCCCGGCUUUAGCAACUGGGAACACCAUUGUUCUCAAGACUGCUGAACAAACGCCUCUGUCUGCUCUCUAUGUGGCUAGGCUAUUCCAUGAGGCUGGCCUUCCUGAAGGUGUUUUGAAUAUCAUUUCUGGGUUUGGACCAACUGCUGGUGCGGCUCUUGCUAGCCAUAUGGAUGUCGACAAGCUUGCUUUCACUGGAUCAACUGAAACCGGAAAGAUUGUUCUGGAGCUAGGAGCAAAAAGCAACUUGAAGCCAGUCACUUUGGAGCUUGGAGGGAAAUCACCUUUCAUUGUUUGUGAGGAUGCUGAUGUGGAUCAAGCUGUUGAGCUUGCUCAUUUUGCUUUGUUCUUCAACCAGGCAUGUGCUUGUUUCUGCAGAACACUGGCCAGUGCUGCUGCGCUGGAUCUCGUACAUUCGUGCACGAAAAAGUAUACGACGAAUUUGUUGAGAAAGCCAAGGCGCGUGCUUCAAGACGCUCAGUCGGCGAUCCAUUCAAGGCCGGCAUUGAACAAGGCCCUCAGGUAUACUUCAAAUAAGUCUUUUCUAACUUUGACAAACUCCGGAUCAGCCAAUUUCUUAAAAGCAGGAAGAGUCGAUUCAGAGCAGUUUGAGAAGAUCCUGAAAUACAUAAGAUCUGGUGUCGAGUGUGGAGCUACCCUUGAAACUGGAGGUGAGCGACACGGUUCCAAGGGCUACUACGUCCAGCCUACUGUCUUCUCUAACGUCAAGGAUGACAUGUUGAUUGCAAAAGAUGAGAUCUUUGGACCAGUUCAGUCCAUCCUGAAGUUCAAGGAUCUUAAUGAAGUCAUCAAACGAUCAAAUGCAACCCGGUAUGGGCUGGCAGCAGGAGUGUUUACGCAGAACAUAGACACCGCCAACACCUUGAUCAGGGCGCUUAGAGUUGGGACGGUGUGGGUGAACACGUUUGAUAUCUUUGAUGCCGCGAUCCCCUUUGGUGGGUACAAGAUGAGCGGACAUGGGAGGGAGAAGGGUAUCUACAGUCUUAGCAAUUACUUGCAAGUGAAGGCAGUUGUUACUCCCUUGAAGAACCCUGCUUGGCUAUAGUUUGCAGCCUGGAUUUCGGGGUCGGUGGGGGAAGGGGGAGGUUGUUUCUCCUCUGUGUCCAUUCCCCUUCUUCGUGCCUGGUAAUUUGAGUGGAAAUGAUGACGAUGAUGAUAAAAGAUGAAGAUGGUCGCCAUGAAGAAUACUGUCGUUUUUCUCUCUUUAUUUCGUGUUGGUGGUUGUCAUCUACUUUCUUUUUUUCUUUUUGGAGGAAGCCUCUACUCUAGCAUUGAUUGUUUACUUUGGGUUUUUCACUUUUGUAUGUCAUGCAGCCUUCUGUACCAAAAGCUCUUCAUGGUGAUCACCUGAACUGAAUCUAUGAUUCCAAUAAUUAGAAGGCAAAGUGCUUCCCUUUGAAAGUGGAACUCUUUCCAGAUUAGCCCCUUUUCCUCGUUGAAUGAUGUGAGGAUUUUAUAGCUCAAGAACCAGUCCAGGAGAGAGAGAAAAAAAAAACCAGCACCGUGAAUCAGUCGUACACCCUGUCCGUAUAAAACCCCCCUUGGCCAACAGCAAAACAGAGUAACUGUAAUCUAUCAAACCUCUAUCAAACACAAAACUAGAUAAUGCAAUUGGGAUUUUGUGGUGGUGUGAAUGAAAAUGAAGGGAAGAGAGUGAAAGUAGUUCAAAGGAGCUAAAAAAGGCUCAUUUAUACAAUCUUGCA